ACAAAGUGUUGUACUAGAAACACCGUGUGCUGUUAUUCUUGUUCCCGUACAACUUUCUUCUCCGCCCGGCUAGAUAGUGACACGUUUUUACCACUUGCUUUAGCAGCUAUAUCAUAAUUUGCCGUUAUUAAGACAGCCUACUUGUUGAUAUUGUUCCGUGCUAUCGGUAAACAAUCAAUGCUAGUUCGCUGUCAGCAUGGAAGACACGGCUGUUGACGUAAUUACCCUGCAGAUGCUGAAUGAAGCCCACGACACCGUGAGGGCAAGCCCGUUAGGGGUUAUAAAAACGCCAAUGAUCCCCUGGAGUCAAACCUCAUUGCCACUUAGCACCGCGGGCGAUUUCCAUAUCAAAAUGGAAAACCUGCAGAGGACUGGCUCUUUCAAGAUAAGAGGAGUAGCCAAUCAGUUUGCUCGGAGACCGAGGGGGGGCCACUUUGUCACGAUGUCGGCAGGGAAUUAUGGGAAGUCUUUUGCGUACGCUACAAAACACUACGGAUCUCAGGGCAAAGUGGUGAUGCCCGAAACCGCCCCUAUAUCGAGGUCUGCGCUCAUACAGAGUUUCGGCGUUGAGGUCGAACGCGUGCCAACGUCCUCGCUGAUGGAAGUGGUGAACCGGUGCGUUCAGCGGGAGAACAUGACGUUCCUGCACUCGUACGACGACGUCGACCUGAUCGCUGGGCACGCAAGCCUUGGCUUCGAGGUCCUGGAGGUGGUGCCCAACCCUGACGUGGUGGUGGUCUGCUGUGGGGGAGGGGGUCUACUGGCUGGAGUGGCUGCUGCCAUCAAACUCUCCGGCUGCCAGAACACACGGAUCUAUGGGGUGGAGCCAAGAGGGGCUUGCAGCAUGUUCCAGAGCUUCGCUGAAGGGAGGCCUGUGGAGAUGGCCGCCAAGAGCAUCGCCUCAGGGCUGGCCCCGCCCUCUGCAGGCGCCCUGCCCUACGCUCUGUGUCGGCGGUACGUGGAGGAGAUAGCGCUGGUGAGCGAUGAGGAGAUCCGCUCCGCCGUCUCCACGCUCUACCGCUCUGGCCUCCUGGUGGAGCCCUCCGGGGCGGCCGCCUUCGCCGCCGUGGUCAACGGCAGGAUCCCCGACAUCGCCGGGAAGACCGCCGUGGUCAUCCUGAGCGGGGGAAACAUCGGCAAGGACGAGCUCGUCAACUUCCCCGACUGAGUCCCCACAAACCCCCCAGAAACCGGAGCGGGGGAACGCCGACAACUACAUCUGGAGCGUUCCUCUGUAGAGCGACAGGCAGAAGUCAUGAUUUAUAGAAGUUUUUCAAGCAGAAACGAAAACACAUUUUCGUCCAGCCACUACGUUGGGGGAAAAUUAAAUCCCCCGGCAUCUCCCUGUGGUCUUCCAGGCCACUUCCAGGAACGAACUCAAGACAUUGCAGUCAUUUCAGUGAAUACGUGAAGCCUUUCUUUUCAUAAAU
Molecule: messenger RNA, 1430 nt
Organism: Conger conger (European conger)
Lineage: Eukaryota; Metazoa; Chordata; Actinopteri; Anguilliformes; Congridae
Gene: srr
Product: serine racemase
Exons: 7
Coding region: 197-1168 (323 amino acids)
Biological process (GO): L-serine catabolic process; L-threonine catabolic process
Molecular function (GO): L-serine ammonia-lyase activity; threonine deaminase activity
Source: RefSeq, a predicted model, not a curated record